AUGGCUCCACAACCACUGCCUUUCCCCGGGUUCACCGCGAUAUCUGAUCGGGUAUACCUUCGGAAUGGGAACGAAAAGGCCAAACCAGCACUAGCUCAUGAACCAACAACUAUCGUUAUCUUCGGGUGGGGCGACGGCAUGCCGAAACACGUCUCGAAAUAUUCCGACGGCUAUAAUGACCUAUUUCCCCGUGCCAGGAUCAUUGUUGUGUUAUCUCGCACCUUUCAAGCAUCUAAUCAACCCCUCGACGCCCGGGUUGAAGCAAUGCUACCCGUGAUUGACACGGUAUUCCCAACGCCCACCGGAAGUGGCAAUGGAGAGGAACGAGUCCUACUGCAUGCUAUGUCGAAUACCGGAGGCAUCUUCCUCGCGGCCGCAUUUACUGCGUAUCAACAACGCCAUGGCAGCGACAAGAAGCUUCCCCACGCGCUGUUAGUGUGUGAUUCUACGCCAGGUAGCUUGGACUUUGCAUCCCAAGUCGGCCGUUGGUCAAGAGCAAUGGCUGUCGGGACAUCAAAAUACUUCCCAUGGCCCUUUGCAGUCACACAAGGCCUGUGGUGGAUGUUCCUGUGGGCAAAUUAUGCAUGGGAAUUACUACGUGGCACUGAGCCCUCAGGAGUUUGGGCGACUCGAGUAAUGAACGAUCAUGAUAUUGCUCCGGUCGAGACUAACAGACUCUACCUCUACUCCAAGGAGGAUGAGAUCAUCUGGUGGGAGGAUUUGGAAGAGGCUGUUGCUAAGGUGAAAAGCCAGGGCUACAAGGUUGACCUGGAGAUGUUCGAAGGCUCGCCUCAUGUGGGCCAUAUGAGACUUCAUCCUGAACAAUACUGGGGCAAGAUUACUACUGCCUGGGAUGAGGCCCAGCCUGCGCGCUAA
Molecule: messenger RNA, 876 nt
Organism: Penicillium cosmopolitanum
Lineage: Eukaryota; Fungi; Ascomycota; Eurotiomycetes; Eurotiales; Aspergillaceae
Product: TMEM53 family protein
Exons: 1
Coding region: 1-876 (291 amino acids)
Source: RefSeq, a predicted model, not a curated record